Messenger RNA from Leguminivora glycinivorella, 1925 nucleotides. RefSeq lists its product as uncharacterized. The transcript has 8 exons. NCBI's taxonomy places the organism in Eukaryota, Metazoa, Arthropoda, Insecta, Lepidoptera, Tortricidae. The coding region runs from base 71 to 1786 and encodes 571 amino acids. Gene Ontology annotation, cellular component: chitin-based extracellular matrix. The record is from RefSeq and is a predicted model, not a curated record. Gene Ontology annotation, molecular function: structural constituent of chitin-based larval cuticle.
GUCAACUGUGCAAUGAGAUAUUAAAAAAAAAAAAAAAAAGUUCAAACUUCACGUAGGGUGAAGUGUUGCCAUGUCUUGGAAAGUGUUUUGUGUGUUGUGUGUGUGUGGGCUAGCCCGGACUCAGGUGAUCCCGGGGAAGUCCCGGACGAACGAGGGGGAUUACAAUACAGUGAAUACUGAUGGAUCCUUUGAUUUCGGAUACGCGAAUAAGGACCGGGGCAGCAGCUACCACCUAGCGCACGGUAACGCCAACAAGGUGGUGGGCGGGCGCUUCGGCGCUGUAGAUCCGGCGUCCGGGACCGUCAAGGAGACCGUCUACACCGCCGGGCCUAGAGGAUUUCGGGCGAAAGGUCCCAACGUGCAUCGCAAGAUGGACCUGGACCAGCGGCCGCGCGGGCCUAUAGGCAACAAGGACGACCCCUACUUCGACCCUAACGAGGACCCCAGCUACGCGUUCAAGUUUGAUACACGAACCUACUCCAAGAAUGAGAACGCUGACUCAAGGGGAGAUGUUAAAGGACACUACUCGUACGUAGACGACGUCGGGGAACGACACGACGUGUCAUACAUCGCAGGGCGCGACACCGGGUUCCACGUGUCAUCGGCUCAUCCGGAUAGCCCCAAUUUGAUCGGAUCGCCGUUCCAUAGAGCCCCGCUUGUAAGAGGAGAGACCAGGCCUAGAGGACGGACGGCGGUGCAACGAGGGCUGGAUGGAUCCUAUAGAUUUAUAUCAGCGGGCCCCGAUCAAAGGCGAACGGAGAGCAGCGAUUCGCAAGGCAAUGUCCGAGGCUCCUACACUUUUUUGGACGACAAAGGAGUGCAAAGGACAGUAAACUACAUAGCCGGUCCAGGCAUCGGUUACCGCAUAGUGAAGAGCAACAAGGACCCGUACAUCCCCGCCUACUUCCCCACCAUUCCGAGCGCCUACGACUCCGACUUCGUAAGCGCGGGAGCUACUGGAUUCUCACCAGACGACACUGGAGUCGGCGAUAUCUUCCAAGGUCCAGACGCUACAGCGGCUUCAGGCCACGUAAAGCCUUCGCCGUUCGAUAAAGACAAGCCUGGCAAACCCAGCAAAAAGCCCAUCAAGCCCACUAGACCCACUGGCUACACCGACGACGACGAUGUCACCGGAGAUGGCGAUUAUUCCCAGUCCUAUAAUGGGGAUGACGACAACCAAGCCCCCUUUGACAAAGGCAGCGACGACGGUUCUUACACCCAAGACGGGAGUAACCAAGGCAGUGGCAACAAGGGCCCAUACAACCAAGGCAGUGGGAGCAAAGGCCCUUUUAACCAAGGAAGCGGCUCAGGCAGUCAAGGCUCUUACAACCAAGGAGGCAGCAGCAAACCUCCUUUUAACCAAGGAAGUAAUCAAGGUUCAGGAGGCAGUGGCGGAGGCCAAAGCGGCAGCGGCGAAGACUACGGCUUCGAUGGGUUCGGGGACAAGCCCACCAAAGGAACAGGCAAACCGGGGCGGCCAACGAGCAAGCCUUAUAAACCGACGAAGAAACCUUAUGUGCCACUAAAACCUUUCCAGCCGACGAACGAUAGCGACAGGGACGAUUACGACGCCGGGAAAGGCGAUAAAGACGGUCCGCUGUACGGUAUAGGAUUCAAUAUCCACCACACUAAACCGGGGACCACCAUAAUUAGGAACAUAGGGCAGGACUACUUCGGAGUCCCGCCGGGAGUGUCGGUCCGCGCGCACGUACAGAGCAUCGACUUGUACCCGUACGAAUCCAAACCCAUCUCGCCGUCCGAAGCUAUAGAAAAAGACAAGACGUAAAACUAUUUGAUAAAUUAUUGUCUACUAAUAUAAAUUAUUGUUACAACUGGCUAUUCGAACAUUUCGAAGACAACAUUUGUAUUAAACACACAUGUAUAAAAAAUCACCUCGUACUUAGUUAAUAAAGAUUUCAAACCUU